Messenger RNA from Lactuca saligna, 1987 nucleotides. The record is from the annotation of a GenBank genome assembly. NCBI's taxonomy places the organism in Eukaryota, Viridiplantae, Streptophyta, Magnoliopsida, Asterales, Asteraceae.
UGUGGAAGUAGUGAUCAUAUGAUAGGGCUAUUCUAUUUUUAAGAUUGGGAGAAGCAUGGACCGUGACAUCCAACUGGAAAACCAUUUAUAGGAAAAUAAACAUUUCACACUCACAAAUCGGACAGCGAAAUAUGCACUAGAUCUCUCCCGCAGAUCCCAAUUCCUAACGCCAAAUUCUUCGGAUCUUCGAUAUGGCGUCAUCACGGCGUCUCCGGGACCUCCAAUCGCAGCCAGGAAACAAGACCUGUGUCGAUUGCUCACAGAAGAACCCUCAGUGGGCCUCUGUAUCCUACGGUAUCUUCAUGUGCUUAGAGUGCUCCGGCAAGCACCGGGGUCUGGGUGUUCAUAUCUCCUUUGUCCGAUCUGUCACCAUGGACUCAUGGUCUGAGAUCCAACUCCGAAAAAUGGAGUCCGGCGGCAACGAGAAACUCAAUAGCUUCUUCUCGAAGUAUGGGAUUCCGAAAGAGACGGAUAUUGUGUCGAAGUAUAAUACCAACGCUGCUUCGGUUUACAGGGACAGGAUCCAAGCCCUAGCUGAAGGUAAAUCCUGGCAGGACCCGCCGAUUGUGAAGGAAAGCUCGAUUAAAAACGGUGGUAGUAAGAAGCCUCCGUUGUCGGCGGGGAGUGGCGGAAGGGGUGGAAAUAGUGGAGGUUGGGACAGUGAUUGGGGGGAUAGUAGCUUUGACGAAAGAGGAUUCGGAUCUCCGGAUAACAUGCGAAAGAAUCAGAGCGUUGGAGAUUUUAGAACCGGUGCUAGUGGCGGUGGAAUGCCGGCUAGGUCAAAAUCUACCGAUGAUAUGUACACGCGGUCGCAAUUGGAAGCAUCUGCGGCGGGAAAAGAGGGAUUUUUUGCGAAGAAGAUGGCAGAGAACGAGUCUCGACCUGAGGGAUUGCCUCCGUCUAAAGGCGGCAAGUAUGUCGGAUUUGGAUCAUCUCCUAAUCCGAUCCCACGGCCCAACGCACAAGGGGAUGUUCUUUCUUCCGUUACUCAGGGACUUGGUAAAUUAUCCGUUGUUGCUGCAUCUGCUGCUAGUGUUGUUCAAGCUGGCACAAAGGAGCUCACAACCAAGGUCAGAGAUGGGGGCUAUGAUUACAAAGUGAAUGAAACAGUGAAUGUUGUGACUGCAAAAACAACAGAAAUUGGACAAAAGACAUGGGGAAUCAUGAAAGGUGUCAUGGCAUUUGCUUCACAGAAGGUUGAAGAGCUCACCACAGAAAAUCCCAGCUGGCAAAGAAAUGAAACACAGGGAAAUGGGUUUUAUCAGGAGUUUGGACAGGAACACAAAGGGUUGAAUUCUAAUGGAACUUCCAAUUCCAUUCCAUCGUCCGCAGGAAUCAGCAGUUCCGUUGGCUCAUCUGGCAGAAAUUCCAACUCUUGGGAUGAUUGGGAUACAGAUGGCAAUAGGAAGCAUGUGUCCACCACACCAACUGCAACUAAUGAUGAUGACUGGGCUGGAUGGGAUGACCAUGACCCUAAAGAUGAUGGAUGGAAACUGGUCUGGGGCAGGUUUUCUUUAAGAAUGUCUUGGAAGGAAUGGAAUCUAUCAAAGGAAUUGUAAUCCCUCAAUGCUUUUGGUUGGCAGGAAAUGAAAUGAAAUUCAAUAACUAAAAAUGAAUCAUUUUUUUUUUUUUAAAUUUUCAGAUAUAACUAAAAUUUAUAUUUAUUUAUUUCAAUAUAUAUGGUCGGUGUAUUUUGGUCUUUUAAUAACAAAAAAGGAAGAAUGUAAUUGAAUUCCUUCCACCUACCCCAAGGAAUGGUGAAAUCCAUCAAGCUUGGAAUUCCAAAGAAUCUGAUUGAACUGAAUUCAUUCUCAUUUGGCAAGCAAACACACCAUGGAAUGGAAUCUUGAAUUCCAAUUCUGUAGGAGGAAUCCCCAAACCAAACACACAUUAUCUUGUAUGACAGGAUUAAUAUAUUACAUUUUAUUAGUAGAACAAAUGUUGGUCAAACAUGGUUCUCUCGGUCUUCUUUAGCUUGAUCAUGUUU